AUGGACAAUCCCGAAACUGCAGAGUUCUUGUGCGGCCUCGAAGGCACGGACGUCACUCUCGAUCCACCGUCCGAGCCGCCUUUCCACCUGCCCCGCCAAACCUGGGUGAUCGACAAGAAGCUCUCUGAACGACCUCAGUGGAUGACGCAGGAGGACGUUACUGAUGGCCUUGGACAUCCGUUCGCGGCCGCUAAGUUUUUAUGCCAUCGCAAGGAAGACCCUAGCAAGAAGGCUUUUAUGCGGAUUUAUCUUCAAAUUCCUGUCGUUGGAACUCAAUAUCAAACCCUUCAGAUUCGACGAAAGCAGGCUGCUAAGCCACAGUCACACGUUGAGUUGACGGCCUUGAAAGAGCUCAAGAAAUUGGGAUGCGACGUUGGAGAGCAAGGCGAAGACAGUAUCGUUCCGGGAGGUUAUAUCACUUAUGUGGUCUGGGACAAAGUCCCUGGGGAGCCUCUAAACGCAGAGGAAUUCUGGGAGCUAGAUCUUGAGUCACGCCAAGCGAUCCGCAUUAAAUUUCGUGAAGCCUUCCCAACGCUGAAGAAGUAUGGUUACCUACCGCUUAUGUCAACCAUGUCGAAGAUCAUCUAUGACAAGGCCACCGGGGAUAUGCAUUUCUCAGGUUUUAGAGGCGCGGGCCGUACUGAUACAAACGAAGAGUGGCAUGACAAGUCCUACGUUCUGUUUCAUUUGGCCAAGCCAUCUCCGAAGACGGACUGGGUCAAGGAUCCCACAGGGUGGACUUGGUGA
Penicillium samsonianum is the source of this 747-nucleotide messenger RNA. RefSeq lists its product as uncharacterized. NCBI's taxonomy places the organism in Eukaryota, Fungi, Ascomycota, Eurotiomycetes, Eurotiales, Aspergillaceae. Bases 1 to 747 code for a protein of 248 amino acids. The transcript is spliced from 4 exons. The record is from RefSeq and is a predicted model, not a curated record.